AGUCGGCCAAUAGUUUUACACAUUUGUUCUGUGUUUAAAUCGAAUAUAAUAAUCAUGAGAACGCUUAACUUUAAUUUGAUAAUUACUAUAUUGGUAUAUAAGUUAUUUGCUGUUUAUGGUGGAGAUUUACCUCCAGAAAUACAAAAUUGCAAGUCCACAGACAAUGACGAAUGCAUUGCAAGGACGAUCGAGGAAAUAUUUAAACGUUACCCCAAUGGUAAUGCCGACUUUGGUAUGCCCAGUGUUGCUGCACUCAAUUUUACAAAUCUAAAAAUUUCCCGACCAAAUCCCAGCUCAUCAAUACAAAUCAAUUUUGAAUUCAUUAAAUGUACCAUGUACGGUUUGGAAAAUGUUAAAAUUUUACAUGCAUCAGGUUUCGAUAAGGAAUUGAAAAAACCCCAAUUGGACAUUCUCAUACCGAAGUUACGUAUAACAGGUUACUAUGAAAGUACGGGCAAAUUAUUGCUGUUACCACUAAACGGUAAAGGUAACGGUGACAUCGAAUUGAGAGAAUCGAAAUUUCAUGCUAGUGGAAAAUUAGAAAUCGAAAAGCGAAAUGGUAAAAAUUAUGGAAAAAUUAAAAGCGUUAAAGCGGCCAUAGAACCCAAACAAGUGUUGGUAAAAGUGGAAAAUAUUUUCAAUGGCAAUCCCAUUUUAAGCGAAACAAUUAACGAUGUUGUCAAUGAAAAUUGGAGAGAUGUUUGGUCGGAGUUGCAAGAAGGCAUCAAUAAUGCAAUGGAAAUGAUGAUAACUCAAAUAAUGAGUGGAAUAUUUAAUGAAUUAUCAAUAGAUGACUUCUAUUCGGAUUAAAUGGAUAACUAUGAUUAUAUUUAUUAUUUUAUUAAAUAAAAUUACUCUUUUUUUAAAUCAUAAC
Calliphora vicina (urban bluebottle blowfly) is the source of this 874-nucleotide messenger RNA. RefSeq names its product protein takeout-like. The transcript is spliced from 3 exons. NCBI's taxonomy places the organism in Eukaryota, Metazoa, Arthropoda, Insecta, Diptera, Calliphoridae. The record is from RefSeq and is a predicted model, not a curated record. Bases 55 to 810 code for a protein of 251 amino acids.